AAAAAAAACACUCAGUUUUUAAUCAUUGUAACAAGGUCCCACCGCCACCACACAGCCAUGGUUCUUCAAAUCCCAUUCCCACACUCAAACAUGUUGGAACCCAAAAAUCUGAACUUGGAAAUGAACUAGAACUAAAACCAAGUCUAUGUCAAAGAAGUCCGAAACAUAGUAAGCAAUGUUUCCAUUCCUUCUCUUCCUGUUGUUUCUCACACCACACCUCACUCACUCUUUGAAUCAAGAAGGCCUUUUUCUUCAGCAAGUCAAGCAAAGCCUCUCUGACCCAGGUCACUACCUCUCUUCAUGGAACGACCGAGACGACACUCCAUGCAACUGGACUGGCAUCAACUGCAACAACUCGACUCACCGAGUCGACUCAGUCGUCCUCUCCAACUUCGGACUCGAAGGCCCUUUUCCAACCUUGCUUUGCCGACUCUCUUCUCUCUCUUCGCUCUCUCUAGACAACAACUACAUCAACGGUUCCCUCCCCGUUGAUGUCUCCAUGUGUCAAAAUCUGAAGCUCCUCAACCUGUCCCUGAACAACUUGGUGGGUCCCAUCCCGGCCACUCUGUCUCUGCUCCCGAAUCUCCGGACUUUGGACCUUUCAAUUAACAACUUUUCGGGCGAGAUUCCGGCGAGUUUCGGAGAGUUUCGCCAACUCGAAACGCUCAUCCUCGUGAAUAAUUUACUAAACGAGUCGAUACCCAUUUCAUUAGGAAACAUUUCCACUCUGAAAGUGCUGCAACUCGCAUAUAACCCGUUCAUACCGGGUCGGAUACCGAGUCAACUCGGCAACCUGGCGAAUCUCGAGGUACUCUAUCUCAGUGGGUGUCAUCUCAUAGGUCCGAUUCCGGACAGUCUCAGCCGGCUGACUCGCCUGAAAAGACUCGAGUUGACCUAUAAUAAUCUCACUGGGUCAAUCCCCAGCUCAAUCACACAGUUGAAAAGCAUAGUCGAAAUCGAACUGUACUGGAACAAUCUCUCCGGCGUGUUACCUUCGGGGUUGUCGAACUUGACAACGUUGUUGAUAUUCGACGUGUCGACGAACCAGUUGACCGGGACGAUCCCGGACGAGUUGUGCGAGUUAGAACUGGGGUCACUGAACCUGCAGGAGAAUCGCUUCGAAGGGUCUGUACCAGAGAUCAUAACUCGUUCAACAAAGCUGCACGAACUGAAACUCUUCAACAACAAACUCACUGGCUCACUACCCAGUGAACUCGGGAAGAACUCACCGUUGCAGAUCAUUGACAUUUCCUACAAUGCAUUCUCUGGAGAAAUCCCAAAAUUUUUGUGCGAAAAAGGUGCUUUAACAGACCUUAUUUUGAUGCACAAUUCAUUUUCGGGUGAGAUUCCAGAGAGUUAUGGAAACUGUAAGAACUUAUCCCGGGUUCGGUUAAAGCAGAACAAUCUUUCUGGUUCAGUACCCGAAAGUUUCUGGGGCUUACCCCAUGUAUCUUAUCUUGAGCUUGAAGGUAACUCACUGUCUGGAAACAUUUCUAGAAUGAUAUCCGGCGCUUAUAAUUUGUCUCAGUUGUUGAUCUCAAAAAACCAGUUUUCGGGGUUGAUACCCGAGGAGAUUGGGUCACUGAACAAUCUUGUUAAGUUCUCGGGGAGUGAUAAUAGGCUCACUGGUCCAAUUCCUGGGAGUUUUGUGAAGUUGAGUGAAUUGGGUACGCUUGAUCUUAACAAUAAUGAGCUUUUCGGUAAAAUUCCGGAGGGAAUUCAAGCUUGGAAGAGGCUCAGUGAGCUUAAUUUGGCAAACAAUAGGUUGUAUGGUGAGAUCCCAAGUGAAAUUGGGAGCUUACCUGUGCUUAAUUAUCUUGAUCUUUCCGGGAAUCACUUUUCCGGCAAAAUCCCAAUUGAAUUGCAAAAUUUGAAGCUAUUGACGCUUAAUUUGUCGAAUAAUUGGUUAUCCGGGGACCUCCCUCCGCAUUAUGCGAAUGAGAAUUAUAGGAAUAGCUUUCUGGGAAAUCCAGGGUUGUGUGGUGACCUUCCUGAUCUUUGUCCUAGUGUAGGUGGAGGUAAGAAAGAGGAGAAUCUGUGGAUUUUCCGAUCAAUCUUUAUGCUUGCGGGCAUUGUUCUCAUUGUUGGGGUUGUAGGGUUCUAUUGGAAGUACCGAACUUACAAGGAGAACAAGAAAGGGCUUGCUAUGUCGAAGUGGAAGUCGUUCCAUAAGCUCGGUUUUAGUGAGUUUGAAAUUAUGGAUUGUCUCAAUGAAGAAAAUGUGAUCGGUAGUGGAGGUUCUGGAAAAGUUUAUAAGGUUGUGCUUAGUAAUGGUGAGAUAGUGGCGGUAAAGAAACUAUGGGGUGGAAUAAAGAAAGGAGAAGGCAGUGUUGAUUCAGAGAGAGAUUGGUUUGAAGCUGAAGUUGAAACAUUGGGAAGGAUUCGGCACAAGAAUAUUGUGAGGUUAUGGUGUUGCUAUGACACUGGGGAUUGCAAGCUUCUGGUUUAUGAAUACAUGCCUAAUGGGAGCUUGGGAGAUUUGUUGCAUAGUGGCAAGGGAGGAUUGUUGGAUUGGCCAACAAGGUAUCAGAUUGCUCUGGAUGCAGCUGAAGGGCUUUCUUAUCUGCAUCAUGAUUGUGUUCCAUCUAUUGUCCAUAGGGAUGUGAAAUCAAACAAUAUAUUGAUAGAUGGAGAGUUUAGGGCUAGAGUCGCAGAUUUUGGAGUUGCUAAAGUAGUUGCAGCAGUCAGCAAAGGGGGAGAACCAAUGUCUGUGAUUGCAGGCUCUUGCGGUUACAUUGCUCCAGAAUAUGCUUAUACACUUCGGGUGAAUGAAAAGAGCGAUAUCUAUAGCUUUGGGGUGGUCAUAUUGGAGUUGGUCACAGGUAAAUGCCCAACUGAUCCUGAGUUUGGGGAGAAAGACUUGGUGAAAUGGGUGUCCACCACCAUAAAUCAGAAAGGAAUCGACCAUGUAAUUGACCCUACACUUGAAUCUAAGUACAAAGAAGAGAUCAGCAAAAUUCUUGACAUCGGCCUUCUUUGCGCUGGCUUACUCCCUAUUAACCGCCCUGCAAUGCGAAAAGUGGUUAAAUUGCUGCAGGAAGCAGGGGCAGGAAAUAAGUCCAAGAGAGUUCACAAGGACGGGAAGUUCUCCCCUUAUUACCAGGAAGAUGCCUCUGAUCAAGGAAGUAGAGUUUAAACAUCCUUAUGGUGUUUGGUUUCAUGGGAAAAAGAACAGAAAGUACCGAAAGAUUGAGAGAGAUUUGAGUUCCACAUAGUAUGUCCACUCUGAAAUUGAGGGUAAAACCAUUGGAGUAUGUGGAAGUCUAAGAUUAUCUCCGUUAAAAACACCAAAAAGUUAAAAGCUCUCUAGUUGGUUUAGAUAAUUGUAGCGUUGCAUUCUGAAUAAUGUCACUAAUUUCCAGUUGUAACAAUUAAAGUAUCUUACUGUAGCUGCUUUUCAUAGUUUUUGUUUGGUGGUUUGAACGUGCAAACGUAAAAAAUGUCAAAAAAGUUGAGACAUGCUUUUCAAUUAAGAACAGCUCGGAUACUUUUGAUUGGUGAA
Molecule: messenger RNA, 3502 nt
Organism: Quercus lobata
Lineage: Eukaryota; Viridiplantae; Streptophyta; Magnoliopsida; Fagales; Fagaceae
Product: receptor-like protein kinase HSL1
Exons: 2
Coding region: 176-3136 (986 amino acids)
Biological process (GO): protein phosphorylation
Molecular function (GO): protein kinase activity; protein binding; ATP binding
Source: RefSeq, a predicted model, not a curated record